Molecule: messenger RNA, 216 nt
Organism: Phytophthora infestans T30-4
Lineage: Eukaryota; Oomycota; Peronosporomycetes; Peronosporales; Peronosporaceae
Exons: 2
Coding region: 1-216 (71 amino acids)
Source: RefSeq, a predicted model, not a curated record
AUGCUCGUGGAUGCCGCUAAAUGGACACGCGAAGACCAAGUGAAUGCCUCGUUUGAGAUGGAAGCAAGUUCAAUGAAUGCUGAUGCUGUUGUGACUAUCACGAAAACGCGCAAGUGGUUUGAGGAACGUCAGCGCAGAUUUCUGACAUACAAAGUAGAGCCAAACCGGUUGCGAAGGAGAUACCAAUACGACGAGAAGCGCGUUCGUCUUGAGUAG